This is a messenger RNA of Sorex araneus (European shrew), 4296 nucleotides long. It is a transcript of the gene MARCKS, whose product is annotated as myristoylated alanine rich protein kinase C substrate. Bases 438 to 1460 code for a protein of 340 amino acids. Gene Ontology annotation, biological process: central nervous system development; actin filament organization. Gene Ontology annotation, molecular function: actin filament binding; calmodulin binding. Gene Ontology annotation, cellular component: cytoplasm; plasma membrane; actin filament bundle. The record is from RefSeq and is a predicted model, not a curated record. Lineage: Eukaryota; Metazoa; Chordata; Mammalia; Eulipotyphla; Soricidae. The transcript has 2 exons.
GCCCGCGAGCCCAUUCAUCUGUGCACUUGGGCGUUGGACCCCGCAUCUUAUUAGCAACCAGGGAGAUUUCUCCAUUUUCCUCUUGUCUACAGUGCGGCUACAAAUCUGGGAUUUUUUUAUUACUUUUUUUUGAGAAAAAAAACUACACUUGGGCUCCUUUUUUGUGCUCGACUUUUCCACCCUUUUUCCCUCCCUCCUGGGCUGCAGAUUUUUUAUCUCUUCGACUAAAAUUUUUUUAUCCGGAGUGUAUUUAACCGGUUCUGUUCUGUCCUCUUCACCACCCCCACUCCCCCCUCCCUUCGGUGUGUGUGUGCUGCUGCCGCUGCCGCCGCUGCCGCCGCCGCCGCCGCUGCUGCUGCUCGCCCCGUCGUUCCACCAACCGAGGCUCUUUGUUUCCCCCCUUGGAUCUGUUGAGUUUCUUUGUUGAAGAAGCCAGCAUGGGUGCCCAGUUCUCCAAGACCGCCGCGAAGGGAGACGCCGCCGCGGAGAGGCCCGGGGAGGCGGCUGUGGCCUCGUCGCCUUCCAAAGCGAAUGGGCAGGAAAAUGGCCACGUGAAGGUAAACGGCGACGCUUCUCCCGCGGCCGCCGAGCCGGGCGCCAAGGAGGAGCUGCAGGCCAAUGGCAGCGCCCCGGCCGCCGACAAGGAGGAGCCCGCGGCCGCCGGGAGCGGGGCGGCGUCGCCCGCAGCGGCCGACAAAGAGGAGCCCGCGGCCGCCGAGGCCGGGGCCGGGGCCGGGGCCAGCCCCGCCGAGAAGGAGGCGCCCGCGGAGGGCGAGGCCGCCGAGCCCGGCUCGCCCACGGCCGCCGAGGGGGAGGCCGCGUCCGCCGCCUCCUCGACGUCGUCGCCCAAAGCCGAGGACGGCGCCACGCCCUCGCCGAGCGGCGAGACCCCGAAAAAAAAAAAGAAGCGCUUCUCCUUCAAGAAGUCGUUCAAGCUGAGCGGCUUCUCCUUCAAGAAGAACAAGAAGGAGGCCGGCGACGGCGGUGAGGCCGAGGGCGCGGCCGGCGCGGCCGGCGACGGCGGCAAGGACGAGGCCGCGGCGGGAGCGGGCGAGGCGGCGUCCGGGGAGCCGGCGGCCGCGGGCGAGGAGGCGGCGGCGGCGGCGGCGGCGGCCGCGGGCGACGACGGGGCGGCGGCGGCGGCCGCGGGGGGCGACGCGCAGGAGGCCAAGGCCGACGAGGCGGCCGCCGCGCCCGAGAAGCCGCCGAGCAGCGAGGAGGCCAAGGCCCCCGAGGAGCCCGCCAAGGCCGAGGAGAAGGCCGACGAGGCCGGGGCCAGCGCCGCCGCCGCCUGCGAGGCGCCCUCGGCCGCCGCGGGGCCCGGCGCGCCCCCCGAGCAGGAGGCCGCCCCCGCCGACGAGGCCGCGCCCGCCUCCGCCUCCGCCAACUGCGCGGCCGCGUCGCAGGAGGCGCAGCCCGAGAGCAGUCCAGACGCCCCCCCUGCCGAGGCGGCCGAGUAAGCGCCCGGGCGCGGUCCCCGAGGAUCCAAGAACUUUUCUCCCCCCCACCUCCCCCCGUUUGUUUGUUGGAGUGGUGCCAGGUACUGGUUUUGGAGAACUUGUCUACAACCAGGGAUUGAUUUUAAAGACGUCUUUUUUUUUUUUUUAAUUAUUUUCCCUUUUUUUUUUUUGAAGCAGCAAAUUUUUGUUUCACCCACCCCCCUCCCUUCCUCCGCCCCACCCCCCACCGUUUUCCCCUUCUCCCCACAGAUCCCAUCUCAGAUCACUCUGUUACCACCAUUCCAACAGGUCGAGGAGAGCUUAAACCCCCACCCCUUCCUCUGCCUUGUUUCUCUUCUUUUUUUAAAAAAAAAAAAAGUUUUUUUGCAUCAGUAUUAAUGUUUUUUGCAUACUUUGCAUCUUUAUUCAAAAAAUAUAUAAACUUUCUUUGUCAAUCUACGGACAUGCCCAUAUAUGAAGGAGAUGGGUGGGUCAAAAAGGGAUAGCAGAUGAAGUGAUGAGUGAGGGCCACGCAGGGGAGAUCGAAGUGGUGCAGAACAUUGCCAAGAUAAUGUACCACGAGAAAUGGUGUAAAAGCUUAGGUUUUUCUGUUUUGUUUUGGUUUUUUGGUUUUUGUUUUUGUUUUUUUUUUAGAAAAAGAAAAAGUUAUUACGAUGUAUUUUGCGAGGCAGGUUUACAACACUACAAGUCUUGACUAAGAAGGAAAGAGGAAAAAAAAAACACCAAUACUCAGAUUUUUAAAAAAGAUCAUAGUCUUAGGAGUUCAUUUAAACCAUAGGAACUUUUCACUUAUCUCAUGUUAGCUGUACCAGUCAGUGAUUAAGUAGAACUACAAGUUGUAUAGGCUUUAUUGUUUAUUGCUGGUUUAUGACCUUAAUAAAGUAUAAUUAUGUAUUACCAGCAGGGUGUUUUUAACUGUGACUAUUGUAUAAAAACAAAUCCUGAUAUCCAGAAGCACAUGAAGUUUGCAACUUUCCGCCCUGCCCAUUUUUGUAAAACUGCAGUCAUCUUGGACCUUUUAAACACAAAUUUUAAACUCAACCAAGCUGUGAUAAGUGGAAUGGUUACUGUUUAUACUGUGGUAUGUUUUUGAUUACAGCAGACAAUGCUUUCUUUUCCAGUCGUCUUUGAGAAUAAAGGAAAAAAAACUUCAGAUGCAAUGGUUUUGUGUAGCAUCUUGUCUAUCAUGUUUUGUAAAUACUGGAGAAGCUUUGACCAAUUUGACUUAGAGAUGGAAUGUAACUUUGCUUACAAAAAUUGCUAUUAAACUCCUGCUUAAGGUGUUCUAAUUUUCUGUGAGCACACUAAAAGCGAAAAAUAAAUGUGAAUAAAAUGUACAAAUUCGUUGUGUUUCUUUAUGUUCUGAUAAUACUGAGACUUCUAAGUCUUGCAUGCCAUCAAAAUUUUUUGUGGUUUUUAAUCUGAGGUUUUCAAAGCCUGAUAUUCAUAGCAGUGUCAGAUUACAUACAGAAAGACCUGACAGCAUUCCAUGUCCAAACUGUUCCCAUUUAUCCUGCAUUUAGAUUUUAUUUAAAAAUGGAACAAUUAUUUUUACUGUAGUCAGUAUCACGUCAGAAUAAAUCAUUCAUUACAAAAGUGGUGUCACCUGCAGAAUUAUUAAAUGUCUUAUAUGAACAUUUUACAAAAGUAAUUUUAUUUGGUUAUACAGGUCCAGAAACUGAAAUUUAUACUGGCGAGUCAGUUUAAUUAAAAUUGCAUAUGAGUCAUGAAAAGUGGCCAAAUGUAUUUCAAAAUUGAUGUUGUAUUACCUGCCGUUGUAAUUGCUUAGUGCUGGCUUGUUUCCAAAUUAUUGCUUAGAUUUUGUGUUAAAUAUUAGUGAAAAAUGACUGUGAAAAAGUAAUGGUGAUGAAUGGACAUUUUCAGUUUAUGGGCCUUUUAAUAUUUGUCUAAAUUCAAUAAUUACAAGCAUUUUUUUUUAUUUCUAGUAUCUUAGCAUGUUAUUCAAAGGAAAGGAAGAUAAUACUUCCUUAUGUAGUAAUACUUACUAGCUUACUUCCUUUGCUCUUUACCAGCCCAAAAUUGGAUUAUUUUUACUUAAUAGAACCCUAAACUGAAUUGAAUUUUAAGAUAAUGUGUAUCAGAAUACCAUUGCUUAAGUGCUAAGAAAAAUUGUUUGCGCACACCUGCAUUGUAGUUUUUGAGCAGUGUGCCUGAAAGGGUUCACAAAGUGAGUGGAACCACAUUUAUAACAACUGAAUACCAAAUCUUAGAGAAAUAACAAAUAGCUAUUAAUGUGCUUUUAAUUGGAAUAAUGGUUCCUAAUAGUUUCUUACCCCUCCUUACCAAACAUAUCCUGCUAACAAAAUCUAACAUUGUCUUAAGUGUUCUUUGAGUUGGGGUUUCUUGAUCACUGAGGGUGUUUGAAAGUUAAAGGCCAAAUCGAGUAACCAAAGGACUGCUUUAAUAAGGAAUCUUUUCUACAUUUCCAACGUUUUCUCAAAUACCUACUUGGCCAAGUACAAUGCCUGGUUUGUGGUAGGAUACGGAAGAAAAUUAAAAAUGGAUUUUAAAAAGUAACUCCUGAAUAGUCAAAAAUAUUGUGUAUCCAAGUAUCUUGCUAGGUUUGUUCUUUUAACAGCUGGAAUUUAUUAAAAUGCGUUAUUUUGAUUUUAAUCAUUGCCUAAAACACUUUGGGUGGUAUUUGAUGAAGUGGUGAAUUUUCCACAGCUGAUUAAAUGAAAUUUUACAUUUUCCUUCUCAUCCAAAGUUUUGUACAUCGCAUUGUUUUCUAAUGGAAAAAAUGUUAAUAUGGCUUUUUGUAUUACUAAAAAUAGCUUUGAGAUUAAGGAAAAAUAAAUAACUCUUGUACAGUUCA